AUGCUGCUGAAUUUACAGCGCUACAGCAUCGAAAUCCAUUUUGUGACUGGAAAGGACAACGUAGUGGCAGAUGCCAUAUCUCGUGCACCGUAUAACUCCGAUAGUGAAGCCGAUUCUUUCAACAAAGGAAGAAUUUUCCAAGUCUUUAAACAGGUAGAAGAUUGUAAACUCACAAGCUACCUUAGUAUCUCCGACCAAUGCCUGGGAUCAGUUAUGGAGGCAACGCAACAAGAUUUUACCUUAAAUUCUGUUAGAGAUUAUAUUUUUAAUGGAUGGCCGAAAAACAUCAAACUUGUUCAUGAUGCGGUUAAGUUAUAUUACAAAUAUCGCAAUGAACUAUCGACGCAAGAUGGCCUCGUGUUUAGAAACGACAGAUUAGUCAUUCCCAAAUCGUUGCAACGUACGAUGAUAGAUCGGGUCCAUAUUAGUCACAACGGAAUAGAAUCUACCCUUAAGUUGGCCCGAGAAAACAUUUUUUGGCCUGGAAUGAGCGCUAUGAUAACAGAUGUUGUUAAAGACUGUGCAGUUUGUGCAAAGUUUUCUUCGAGUCAACAGAAACCUCCUAUGCAAAGUCAUGCUGUCCCUAUUUAUCCUUUCCAAGUUGUAUCCCUCGACAUAUUUUUUGCCGAUUUUCGAGGACGAAAGCGAAACUUUCUUGUAACAGUAGACCAUUACUCCGAUUUUAUAGAGCUAAACUUACUGAAAGAUAUGUCUGCUAGAACGUUAAUCGAAACUUGUCAGAUGAACUUCGCUAGAUAUGGGAUCCCUCAACAGAUUGUAUCUGACAAUGGUACCAACCUAGUUAAUGAGGAGAUGAGAAAUUUCGCUAAAGCUUGGAAUUUUGAACAUACAACAUCUGCCCCGAAUCACCAGCAAGCAAAUGGCAAAGCGGAGGCUGCCGUCAAGAUAAUGAAACGUCUAAUUCAAAAAUGUGAAGAAACGGGAGAAAACCUUUGGUAUUCUGUGUUGCAUUGGCGGAAUACACCGAAUAAGAUCGGAAGCAGUCCUGUGAACAGGCUUUUCUCACGAAGCACACGAUGUGGAGUACCAGCUUCUGUUGAGAAAUAUUUUCCGAAAGUGGUAGAUCAUGUCCCAGAGGCUAUUUUGGAAAACGGAAAGAAGGCCAAAUAUUAUUACGAUCGCAAAGCUCGAGAACUACCAACAUUCGAAGCCGGGUCGCCUGUGUAUGUCCAAUUACACCCGGAAAUGAAUAAGACGUGGACUCCAGCGGUUGUUAAACACAAGCUUAACGAAAGAUCUUAUCUUUUGAACACGAAUGGAGGCUGUUAUCGUCGAGACCUUGUAAACAUCAAGCCGCGUAAUGAACCAGAAGUAAGCGCCCAGAUCAACGACCAUCCUACCAUACAACCGAAAUCCCAUCACGAUGAUGUUGUAGACCCCGGUUUAACAGUGAGUGGUGACCAAUCUGUAGCUGAAUUACCAUCGUUACCAACACCCGAGGCUUCAAGGAUCGAGACGCCGUCAACAACAAAAACACACGAUAGGCGUGCCAGCUCAUCAGCUAUGGAAACAUCAACGGAAUCGCCAAAGGCUGAUAGACCGAGACGAGAACGAAGACUACCGUUUAAAUUUCGAGACUACGUAAUCGAGAAGGAUUCUUUUUAG
Molecule: messenger RNA, 1626 nt
Organism: Uranotaenia lowii
Lineage: Eukaryota; Metazoa; Arthropoda; Insecta; Diptera; Culicidae
Exons: 1
Coding region: 1-1626 (541 amino acids)
Biological process (GO): DNA integration
Molecular function (GO): nucleic acid binding
Source: RefSeq, a predicted model, not a curated record